Messenger RNA from Ceraceosorus guamensis, 1492 nucleotides. Its product is annotated as SET domain-containing protein. The coding region runs from base 329 to 1378 and encodes 349 amino acids. The transcript has 4 exons. Gene Ontology annotation, molecular function: protein binding. The record is from RefSeq and is a predicted model, not a curated record. Lineage: Eukaryota; Fungi; Basidiomycota; Exobasidiomycetes; Ceraceosorales; Ceraceosoraceae.
UGAUCAACAGGCGCGUGGCGACUCCUUGGACUCGAGACAUGCAGAUGUCUUCAUCGCUCAGGUACACGAGUGCGAAGGCACCUUGGCGCCGUUCAGCGUCACCAAUACCGUGGACAGCGAAGUCCUUCCGCCCUUGGAGUUUUGCUACACGGACGCCAUCAUCCAAAGCACGAACGUGCCUGCCGCGCAGCACCCUCCUGUGCUUCCCAAAGGCUGCUCGUGCGACGACGAUGUCUGCGACCCCAAACACUGCGAGUGCCGUCAGAUUGGGCGCGAGUUCGAUCCGACCUGGGCCAACUUCGCAGCCGAUGCAUUGUAAGUUGCAUGUAUGCAUGGGCGCGAGUCCUCCCAUAGGAUGGGAUUGUUCUUCCUCGCGUUGUUCGCGAGACGCCUGCCCAAGCUGAAGCUGCAACGCCCUGCGUCUCCAUUUUUGUUCGCGUCAUCCCGACUUUUCAGCGCCUACAAGGCCAAUGGCUUUUUAGCGGAAGGUCCCCGACAGUACCCAGGCACCACCAUUUGGGAGUGCAAUGAAAACUGCGGUUGCAGUGUCGAUUGCCCAAAUAGAGUUGUCAGCAAAGGCAGAAAGGUCUGGCUCGAUCUCUUUAAAACAGAGGGGAAGGGCUGGGGUAUUAGAAGCCCAAAGGCUCUUGAGCGUGGCACUUUUGUGUUGCACUAUGCUGGCGAGUUGCUGACAUAUGACGAGAGUCAGGAACGAAGCGAGCUGUACGAGGAGAUGGGCAAUUUGUACACGUACGAUAUAGACACUUGGUGGGUUCCAAGGCAGAUAUACUAUCAGCCCUUUGAAGAUGAGAUUGUCGCCAAAGCGGGCGGAGGUGAGAGGGGCGCACAGGCCCUGCUGGCUAGGAAGAGAGAAGUCAUCGGUGCCGAGGACGUCAAGCGCGAGCAGGGAAUCACUAAAAGCGAGUACACAGACGCCAAAGAGCAAGUCGACGUAUCGUCGAGCGAAGCAGAAGAAAUUUGGGAACGAUUCAUACGCGAUAAGAUCUCUUCCAGAGACGAACCAUUCACGCUAGAUGCAGCACUCUGGGGCAACCUCAGCCGAUACUUCAACUCGUCAUGCGAACCAAACAUGGCCACGUACACCGUGUAUACAUCCACUCGAGAUUUUCGAAGGCCGCUCUUGGCAUUCUUCACCACUCGAGCGAUUGAAGAGAAUGAAGAGCUCACAUUUUGCUACUCUGGUCAGUCACAAGAAGAGGCAGAGGAGAUGACAGAUGCUGUGCAGCGCGACAAGGCUAUAGAAGAGCUCGCAGAGAAGCCCGUCGGGCAGGAAGUCGGUGUCAAUUCCAAGCUGAGCGCAAUCAAGUGCCUGUGCGGUACCCGCAAAUGUAAGGGUUUGCUCUUCAGAAACAACUGAGACAGGACAUGAGCACCAGGUGCCAACUGAUCGCGACAGUGAACAGUAGCAACAAACGCUAGCGAAGGGGUCGAGCCACGACAGCGAAUUUCAAUGGUCGGUUGGCAGUGAGAC